ACAAUACAAAUACAUAGAAAUAACCAAAAAGGUUUGUUGCUAUUACAAAAAUUCUUAAUGAAAAGCAAAGCAAUCAUAGCGUUAGUUGUUUGUGAUACUUUAUCAAAAUAAUAAGUAGUUCAACGAAAACAGAUUAAAUUAAAACCGAAAUUGAAAAUAUGUCGACGUACUCAGAAGAUCUGGGCCAGCUUUUAGCUGUUAUUGGUGACGAGGACACCUGCGUGGGGUUUCUACUUGGUGGCAUUGGUGAAAUCAAUGAGCAGCGUCAAUCGAACUUUAUGGUCGUUGAGAGAGACACCACAGCCAUUGAAAUAGAGGCGUGCUUUAAACGCUUCGUAGAACGCAGCGACAUCGGCAUCAUAUUAAUCAAUCAAAUCUAUGCGGAUAUGAUACGCGCAACAAUCGAUUCUCAUUUGCUGCCCGUGCCGACUGUCCUAGAAAUACCGUCAAAGCAACAUCCGUAUGAGGCAAGCAAGGACUCGAUAUUGAAGCGUGCAUGUGGCUUUUUCGAACUACCCCAACGCAAGCCAUGAGUGCAAGCAACUUCAAAGCAAUUCCAAUCAAUCAGUAAUUACAAAACGUGGAGAUGGUGCCACUUUAGAGGCAACAAUUUUAUGUUAAAAGCCUCAACAACAAAUAUUUGUAUGUAUAGUAUAUCAGUGCUAUUGCUGCCGCUGCUGCUGCCACUGCUGCUGCUGUAUAUAUUGAUUUGAAUAUUUUGCAGUUAGUGUUGCAUGCAUUUUCUAAAAUAGAGAGCGCAAGA
Scaptodrosophila lebanonensis is the source of this 763-nucleotide messenger RNA. It is a transcript of the gene Vha14-2, whose product is annotated as V-type proton ATPase subunit F. The transcript has 4 exons. Gene Ontology annotation, molecular function: proton-transporting ATPase activity, rotational mechanism. Lineage: Eukaryota; Metazoa; Arthropoda; Insecta; Diptera; Drosophilidae. The coding region runs from base 159 to 533 and encodes 124 amino acids. Gene Ontology annotation, biological process: proton transmembrane transport. Gene Ontology annotation, cellular component: membrane; proton-transporting V-type ATPase, V1 domain. The record is from RefSeq and is a predicted model, not a curated record.